Molecule: messenger RNA, 1209 nt
Organism: Cheilinus undulatus (humphead wrasse)
Lineage: Eukaryota; Metazoa; Chordata; Actinopteri; Labriformes; Labridae
Gene: foxi2
Product: forkhead box I2
Exons: 2
Coding region: 1-1209 (402 amino acids)
Biological process (GO): cell differentiation; anatomical structure morphogenesis; regulation of transcription by RNA polymerase II
Molecular function (GO): RNA polymerase II cis-regulatory region sequence-specific DNA binding; DNA-binding transcription factor activity, RNA polymerase II-specific
Source: RefSeq, a predicted model, not a curated record
AUGAACUCCAUCGACCCCCAGUCCCAUCACCAGCACCAGCACCACCAGCACACCUCCCCUACCGUCGGCUCUCUCCCACCCAAAGGCGCCCAGGAGGCCCCGGACAUGGCCGCUGUGUACUGCGACAACUUCAGCAGCAUGUACCAUCAGCAGAGCCUGCAGGGCGCGCAGAGACCCGCGGGCUACGGCAUCGGGGAUUACGCGUCGUCUCCAAACCCGUACCUGUGGCUCAACGGGCCGGGCGUCAACUCCUCCGCGUCCUACCUGCACGGAAACAACCCGGCCUCUUUCAUCCCGCCCUCCUACAGCUCCCAGAGGCAGUUCAUCACCAACUCACCUGGCUUCGGGGGACCAGACCUGGGCUGGCUGUCCAUCGCCAGCCAGGAGGAGCUGCUGAAACUGGUCCGGCCGCCGUACUCGUACUCCGCGCUCAUCGCCAUGGCCAUCCAGAACGCGCAUGAGAAGAAGCUGACCCUGAGCCAGAUCUACCAGUACGUGGCUGACAACUUCCCCUUUUAUAAGAAGAGCAAAGCCGGCUGGCAGAACUCGAUACGACACAACUUGUCUCUGAAUGACUGCUUCAAGAAAGUGCCGAGGGACGAGGACGAUCCAGGAAAAGGAAACUACUGGACGCUGGACCCGAACUGUGAGAAGAUGUUUGACAACGGGAACUUCCGCAGAAAAAGAAAAAGACGAUCCGACCCGAGCAGCGCAGGAGGAGCAGCAGCAGUCGGAGCAUCAGGAGCCAAUAAAGUGGAGGACGGCAGGCCAGCGUUGGGGGCCUCCCUAAAGCCGUCUGACAGCCCUCAGCUGCUGGGGCCAUCCUCUCCAGAGAUGGAGGCCAUGAACGAGAACCACAAGGGCUCAUCGUCGUCAUCCUCACCGCCGGGACUGUCCACCGGUGCUUCGUGUUUUAAUAACUUUUACAGCAGCAUGUCCACGCUCAGCUCAGGGGGCCCCAGCCGGCAGGGGUCCCUGGGACUGGUGAACGAGCUGUCAAACAGGAACAUUACAGCCCUGAGCCCGUACCACCUGAACCACGGCGGGCAGGACACGGGGGCCGCGGAUCACGGCGAGGGGCUGCAUUUUAACCGUGGAGUGUACUACAACACGUUUGGCAGCGGGCAGAGCGGACAGUUCAACAGUCACUUCUACAACAGCUUCAGCGUCAACAGCCUGAUUUACCCACGGGAGGGGAGCGAGCUAUAG